Didymodactylos carnosus is the source of this 729-nucleotide messenger RNA. Lineage: Eukaryota; Metazoa; Rotifera; Eurotatoria; Philodinida; Philodinidae. The record is from the annotation of a GenBank genome assembly.
AUGUUAGGAUACUGCGUACCACAGUGUUACAUCAAGAUAUUUUGCUUGAAAAACUUGAAUCUACCAAUGGCAGCAGCGUCUACUUUAAUUGUUAAUACUCAUUUGAGUAUCGGUGAACCGACGCACAUCUUAUUCGAUCCAGGAAAAGAAAUCAGUUCUAAAGUUUACGAUAAAAAAUUUGAUAACACGAUCGAGUGUCUAGAAUAUGUCCGCAAGAAUCAAGAUAAAAAAAUUACCGUUAUUAUGAUCUUGCGCUUAUUACAAGAUCAACGGUUAUUUGUUAAUGAAUUACAAUUACUUCAGCAAGUAAUAGCUAUUCAUCUUAUGUGUGAUAAUCCAACCUAUUACAAACCACGGGAAAAUAUUCAUCCAAAACUACAAUCAAUAACAAAAAUUACGAAUGAUAUUGAACUACAAUUAACGGAACUAAUGAUGACAAAAUGUCAAGAAAAACUGGAUUAUCACGAACGUAAAGCAAAAGAGUAUACAAAACCAGGUCAGCAUGCUUUACGAAAUAUGCAUCUACGUGAAGGAAGAAAAGAAAUACAAGCCAUGGGUGAAGAUUUAAAUAAACGUUUAAAAUACAUCAAAAAACGUCAACAUGAAUGUGAAAGAACAGAAAGACAAUUUAAGCGACAAAAGCAAGAUUUAGCAAGAAAAGACGCACAACUAUCGCAGGAAGAGUUAAUUUCAACGAUAGAGCGUUCACCAAAACAAGCAAGUGAUUAA